GAGGAGGAGGAGGAGGAGAAGAAGAAGGUGAAGACUUGAGCGUCUCUCCGGUCAACCACAAAGUAACCAACUACCAACUAGCAAGUAGAAAGUGUUGAAGAUCCACAGGACGACAUUCCAGCCUCCUUCCCGCGCUCUUCCAGGACUUUACUCACAGGUGCUGCUGAUUCCAGUGGGUGUCAUUCUCUUCUCAGUUGGCCAUUGGACCAACACAAUGGCCUUAGCAGGAGGCCCCGAUUACUUCCUGUGCCACUCAAACUAUCAGGAAGGCAUUGACCGCAGUUCCUCUCACAGGCCCGAAGAGCUGAUGGUUCCAGGCUUUCAGCGCUCGGCCCCUCCAAACUUGCCACAUCACCAUGAUGAUGACGUGGAUCUGGAGAAGCUGGUGAACGAGAUGAACUCCUCCAUGGAGAGCGUGUAUUCCACCCAGGCGGACACGGCGCUCAUCCUCAACGGGCACCAUCACCACAUGCACGGUGGCCCCUGCGCCCGACACGGCCCGGCCCUGCCAUCCACGCCAUCCAGGGAGAGGCUGCGGCACUCUCAACCCAUGCACAUCCAGGCCGCCAGGUGUCUACGGGAAGAGCAGCAUCUGCGUCCUGCUUCACUUCCUGCCAUCCCCAACCCUUUCCCGGAGCUCUGCAGUCCAUCCGGCUCUCCGAUUCUCAGCCCUGUUGAGGGCUGUGACCAGCAUAUUGUGAAGGUGUGGAGCGAGGAUGGGGCCGGUAAAGUUGUGGAGAUCCCGGCAGACAUGACGGCCAGAGACGUGUGCCAGCUCCUGGUCUACAAGAGCCACUGUGUGGACGACAACGCCUGGACACUGGUGGAGCACCACCCCAUCCUUGGCCUUGAGAGAUGCCUGGAGGACCACGAGCUGGUGGUUCAGGUUCAAGCCUCCAUGAGCAGCGACAGCAAAUUCCUCUUCAGGAAGAACUAUGCCAAAUAUGAAUUCUUCAGGAACCCCCUGAACUUCUUUCCAGAGCAGAUGGUGGCUUGGUGUCAGGAGUCUGAUGGCACGAUCCCUCAAUCGCAGCUCUUACAGAACUUCCUGAACUCCAGCAGCUGUCCAGAGAUUCAAGGCUACCUGUACGCAAAAGAACCCGGACGCAAGUCCUGGAAGAAGCUCUACAUGUUCUUACGCCGCUCCGGCCUCUACUUCUCCACUAAAGGAACAUCCAAGGAGCCACGACACCUGCAGCUUUUGUCCGAUUUGGACGACAGCAACAUCUUCACAGUUAUCACCGGCAGAAAACUGCACAACGCCCCCGCAGACUUCCAGUUCUGCAUCAAGCCCAGUAAAGCCAGGGGAGACUGCAAAGAGAUGAAGAUGUUGUGUGCUGAAGACGAGCAGAGCAGGACCUGCUGGAUGACCGCUUUCAGACUUCUUAAGCAUGGCAUCGUCCUGUAUAAGAGUUACAGCGUGCCCCAGCACAGGAAGCCAAACCUGUCACAUUUCUCCACGCCUGUGCGGAGUGUGUCUGAAAACUCUCUGGUGGCGAUGGACUUCUCAGGAAGAACGGGCCGCGUCAUCGACAACCCCGUGGAAGCUCAGAGCGCCGCCCUAGAGGAGGGUCAGACGUGGCGGAAACGGAGCCAGCGUAUGAAUGUCCUGGGCAGCUCGUCACCUUUGCACCCGUCCUCUUUGAGCACAGUCAUCCACAGGACGCAGGUUUGGUUUCACGGUCGCAUCAUGAGAGAAGAAGCCCACAAAAUGAUCAUCCAACAAGGCCAAGUAGACGGGUUGUUCCUGUUGCGGGACAGUCAGAGUAACCCCAAGGCCUUCGUGCUCACCAUGUGCCACCACCAGAAGAUCAAGCACUUCCAGAUCCUACCGUGCGAGGAAGACGGUCAGGUGUUCUUCAGCCUGGACGACGGAGCCACCAAGUUCACCGACCUGAUUCACUUGGUGGACUUCUACCAGCUGAACAGAGGAGUGCUGCCCUGCAAGCUCAAACACCCGUGCACCGCCGUGGCCUUGUGACUCCGCCCCUUCCUCUUCUGCACCCUUUUUCUUUACAUUUUGCACACCCUUGUACCCCUGAGGUCCCUUUGGGGGCCAUGUGAACAAGCCAGCUUUCUCCUCCGCCUUAUUUGCCGUGUGGAUGUUUGACGUUGCCAUGGAGACCGCGAGGUUUGCCUGCGUCUGGCGCCCCCUCCCCCUCCCCCACCCUCACCUUUCCUCCAGGCCUGAUAAGCUGUGGUGCAGGAAGCGCCACCACCUUCUUCUUCUUCUUCUUCUUCUUUGUUGAUCAUCAGGGAUGGACGGGAAUCCCUCCGGAUCUCAAUCUAACUUUUCUUUUCUGGGAUCCAGGAGGCUUUUCUCAACCUGUGCAGUCCAGUCUGGAUAAGCUGACACCAUGAUGACCCCUGACCCCUGACCCCACCCUCUACUGCUGUCUCUGACACAAGGCGGGGCUUAUCAGAAAGGACAAAGGAAUGUUUAUCAGGAAUGAGCCUCUCUUUUAGACUUUGAUUACUUGAUGUCAUUGUAAUGCUGUUUUAUUACUGUUGAUUCAAUGCAGAAUUAGUUUGCACUCGUGCUGGGGGGCGAUGCGUCCUCCUCCUUGUUUGUCCCCUCCUUCUAACGGCCAGGAGGAGGAAGCAGUUUCAAUCAAAGGGUUUUUAUUUGUCGGCUUUUUGAAUGUCCUUUUCUUUUCUGAGCUGGCUGCUUGCACAUUUUCCAUGAUCCUGAAGCGAUAGUGAAAGGUCGGAGGGCAUCCUGACCACUGCCCCCACCCCCCUCUACGCCCGCUCAGAAGAGACAAAUCAAAGAUAAGCACUCCCAGCAUUAUUUUGUUUUGCUUUGUUGUAAAAGAAGAAACAGACUUGAAGUGUGAACUCUAAAACCACACAAUCAAAUGAGCUUCACUUGCCUUAGGUGGGAAACAAUGAGCCUUGUACAUAUUUCAUGAUAUCCUUCAUACAUCCAACCAAACAUGUCUGUUCUUUGGGCUCAGCUAUUGCUGGCUUCUUAGUUAACAUAUAAUAACUUCAAUUUCAUUGUUGGGAUAAAAAAUACACCCGAA
Molecule: messenger RNA, 3026 nt
Organism: Entelurus aequoreus (snake pipefish)
Lineage: Eukaryota; Metazoa; Chordata; Actinopteri; Syngnathiformes; Syngnathidae
Product: growth factor receptor-bound protein 10-like
Exons: 17
Coding region: 215-1981 (588 amino acids)
Biological process (GO): ribosomal large subunit biogenesis; translation; negative regulation of insulin receptor signaling pathway
Cellular component (GO): ribosome; cytosolic large ribosomal subunit
Molecular function (GO): insulin receptor binding; structural constituent of ribosome; RNA binding
Source: RefSeq, a predicted model, not a curated record